AUGUCUUUGCCAUAUUAUUAUAGAUUAAGUGAGUAUGUCGCAUUUGUUGGAGCUGUUCUCAUGAAUUCUUCUUUAUUAUAUCUGUUAGUUACUAAAGCCGGUGCAUCUUUUGGAAGAUAUCGUAUUUUUAUGAUAACAUUUUGCCUUUAUACCAUGGUUUAUUCAUUCAUUGUAGUAUUGGCUCAACCAGUUAUACACAUUGAAGGUCCAAGUAUAAUAUUCAUCCUAGGGGGAUAUUUCAAAUUCAACAAAACCUAUGGUUAUUUUCUAUGUGGUCUUUAUUGUGGAUCAUUUGCAUUUUGCACUGCAACAUUUGCUACUCAUUUCAUCUAUCGAUACAUAAAUGUAUGCCGUUUCCAUCUUCUGCAAAUUUUUGAUGGAUGGAAAUUAUGGCUCUGGUAUAUUCCACCAAUCAUUCUAAUGUACAUUUGGGGAGCAGUUAAUGUCUAUGUUUUUGAGAUAAAUGAUUUCAAAAAAAAUUAUUUUCGUAAAAUUAUGAAUGAAACAUACGAAGAAAAUGUUGAUGAAGUUGUUUUCGUAGCUCCGAUUUACUUUGUGAGUUUUUAGAUGUGAAAUUGAGUUCAAUCGAAAAAUGUUCAGUUAGUUGAUAAACAAGGCAACCGAAUUUGGCAAUUCAAGGAUCUUGGAGGAAUUUUAAUUCUAUGUUGUAUUCUAGUGAGUUAUCAAAAAAUGUUCGAAUGUCAUUGUUUUUUCUUCUAGUCAUUCACGAUUAAUGUUUGCCUUGUCUGCGCUUAUAUGACAUAUCGAAAUUUGAACCGUUUAUCUAAAAUGAGUAGUAAAUCAUCGGCGGAAUUGAAUAAGCAACUUUUUACCGCAUUAGCAUUACAAACUUUGCUACCCUGCCUUACUCAAUAUAUUCCGUGUAGUUUAUUAUAUAUUUGCCCGUUUAUUGGGGUCAAUGCAGGAAAAUUUGCAAAUACACUUGGAUUGUAUUGCUCAAUUUAUACUGUUCUCGACCCUUUGAUUGCAAUGUUGAUAAUUGAACGAUUCCGUAAAUUCAUUUUUUGUAAGUUGACAAAAAAUCUGCACAGGCUCAUUGUAGUUUCAGGUAAAUAUUCAAAAGUCAAUUCGAAAGGCACUUUAUCAACUGAAAUUAGAAUCAAGAAGAAUACAACAAAUAGCAUUGUUCCGGAAUCAAAAAUUGAAAUUCUUCAUAUUUGA
Caenorhabditis angaria is the source of this 1182-nucleotide messenger RNA. NCBI's taxonomy places the organism in Eukaryota, Metazoa, Nematoda, Chromadorea, Rhabditida, Rhabditidae. The record is from the annotation of a GenBank genome assembly.